CACCGGAAACUGAAGCUUGCACGCUGCUUGGCUUAACGCUUAUGCUUUAUUCACGCUUUACUUGAGCUGCUUCUGUCGCUUACUAAGGAAGUCUCGUUAACAGGUUAUAACGCCACCUUUGGACAGGCAACUGUGGCGCUGCAGACUGGUAAGUACACAAUGCACGCUGCUUUACAAGGCCCGCCAGCCACUUUCGCUUGUUGCUUACUGCUUUUCGGUUUCUUGACAGGUGGUCAGUCACCAGGCAAUUCUUCCACCCUUUUCUCCUCUCACGGUGGUUUUACUGGCUUCCACGCACAACUCACAAUAGGCAACACCUCUUUCACUAAACCAUUUACGGCAGGUUUUGCGAUAGGCUGGGGUAAUAAGGGUAACUCGUCUAGCAGCCACUCAUCAAGUAGCCACUCAUCUAGCAGCUCCUCAUUUAGUAGCAGCUCAUCUGGCAGUAGCAUUUUUGGCACGACAUCUGGUUUUGCUUCAAGCAGCACACAAAAUGUGAGCAGUAGCAGUUCAAAUCCUGAUUCAGGAAUUACUAACAUUCAACAGACCGGAAUUGAGUCAGGCUCUAGUUCAGAAAGUCAGGCCUUUCCGAACACUACUCAGGCAAUUAGUGGGACCGGGUCUGCAUCCAGUUCUCAAAGUCAGGCCUCUUCCAUCAAUGGGCCCAAUACUCAAACCCAUAAUGGGGCCGAAUCAACCACCAGUACCGAAAGUCAGGCGUCUCCCAACAAUGGCUCUGAGAACGUUAGCGGAAGCGAGUCAGCCGCUACUUCCGAAAGUCAAGCGUCCGCCAACAAUGGCUCUCAGAACCCUAAUGGACCUCACUCAGCCUCCAGUUCCGAAAGUCAAACCGAAAUUAACGCUAGCAGUGCAACAGAGUCACAAUCAAUCUCAGCCGACAAUGGACCCCAGAGCACUGGCUCGGCUAGUCAGCCAGGAUCAAUUGCAAUUGCCGAAAGUCAACAAUUUUCCGAAAAUGGACUUCAAAAUGCUAGCGGUGCAAGCUCAAACGCAAAUUCGGGAAAUGGAAACUUAUCUCAAAAUGACCUUAACAAUAGUUAUGAUUCAAAUUCAGAUGCGAAUACGGGGGGUCAAAUCCCACCUAACAACGGACAGGAAAAUGUUCCUGGGUCUAGUUCACAAAUACAAAACUCAGGCGACAGUUUAGCCACCGGUUCUCAAUCUGCUACCGGUGCAGGCACAUCGUCCACGCCCAGUAGUGGAGCCCCUGCAAACAAUACGCCAAAUGACGUUGCUGACACAGAUAUCGAAUCGAAUUUAAUAGGCCAGGGUGAAACCGACAGUACACUAGGCUUAAUCGACAACACCAACAUUCCAACCUCUGCUUCUGAGAGUCAAAAUUUAGCCGACACAACCAAUACCGCCACCGAAUCUGGAAGUCCUAACUCAUCCCCAGGCUCGUCGCAAAGCGCAACCCUUACUAACGGCCAAAGCUCUUCAACUGCUGGCAGCGAAAACGUGGAUGCAUCAAACAAUGCCGGUAUUUUAUACCGUUCUACUUAAUUGUUGCACGGGGGAUCUCAAGGGUGGUGUGAGUAGUCACUCUGCAUUUCAUGAAAACUGACACUAUUGCCUUA
Frankliniella occidentalis (western flower thrips) is the source of this 1598-nucleotide messenger RNA. Its product is annotated as protein rtoA-like. The transcript has a single exon. NCBI's taxonomy places the organism in Eukaryota, Metazoa, Arthropoda, Insecta, Thysanoptera, Thripidae. The record is from RefSeq and is a predicted model, not a curated record. The coding region runs from base 160 to 1524 and encodes 454 amino acids.